Molecule: messenger RNA, 4803 nt
Organism: Gymnodraco acuticeps
Lineage: Eukaryota; Metazoa; Chordata; Actinopteri; Perciformes; Bathydraconidae
Product: ski oncogene-like
Exons: 7
Coding region: 1-1476 (491 amino acids)
Biological process (GO): negative regulation of BMP signaling pathway
Cellular component (GO): nucleus
Molecular function (GO): RNA polymerase II cis-regulatory region sequence-specific DNA binding; SMAD binding; DNA-binding transcription factor activity, RNA polymerase II-specific
Source: RefSeq, a predicted model, not a curated record
AUGCAGAACAUCAUUAGUGCCAAGUGUCUGAAAGCUGUCAAAAACAUUCCCAUCACAGCGCAACUGGAGUGCUCGCUAACAACCCAGACCAUUAUUCCCUCCACUCAGAGGGAGCCUGCAGACAGAGGCGUGCAGACACUGAUAUGUGACUCUGCUAGAUCAAAUUAUUUAAAACUUAAAUCAAAUAUCUUUGUGUUCCUCCAGGCAUCUGACCCCGUCCCUAUCAAACGGUCCAAACAUGAAGACUUCCCCUCGCCGGCCCUGCAGUCGGACAAAGAGAAGCAGCACGACUGGCUCCAGUCCCUGUCCGCCGCCAAUAAGGGGCUUAACUGCAUCCAGCCCAGACAGAGACCCUCAGCUUUCAGACCCUGGUCCCCCCACAUCUCUGCUGGAGAGAAGGAGCCCUCCAGUCACCCCCUGGCCCUGCUGAGAGACAGCUUCUACAACUACAAGAGUAUAGAGAAAGCGGUGGCCCCCAAUGUGGCCCUCACACCGCUGCCCCUGGGGAAGGUAGGUCCAAUGUCCCUGUCGGUACCCAGCACCUCCCACCCGAGCGGAAGUGAGCCCCCGGGCGAGGGCGCCAGCUCCAGGCCCCGCAAGAGAAGAGCCACAGAGGAGCUCCAGCCCCCAGAGCCGGAGCCCCCCUGCCCCCCGCUCGCAGCCGCCAGCAAGCCGCCGCUGCCCCCCCCUCAGGACGACAAGGAAUCUGAGGUGGAGAUCGAAGUGGAAAGCCGCGAUGAAUUCACAUCCUCCCUGUCCUCCCUGUCGUCGCCAUCCUUCACCUCGUCCAGCAGCUUAACCAAGGACCUGAGCUCGCCGGGGGCCCUGGGGCCCGUCUGCACCGUCACGUCGGCUGAGGGCCCCCCUCCCACACCCACUGCAGCCCCCGUGGCCCCCUCAGAGGGGGGGCUAGAGUCGGAGCUGGAGAGUCUGAGGCAGGCGCUGGACAGCGGACUGGACUCCAAAGAGUCCAAGGAGAAGUUCCUGCACGAGAUCGUGAAGAUGAGGGUGAAGCAGGAGGAGAAGCUGGGGUCCGCCCUGCAGGCCAAACGCAGCCUCCAGCAGGAGUUGGAGUUCUUGCGGGUGGCGAAAAAGGAAAAGCUGCGGGAGGCGACCGAGGCAAAGCGAAACCUGAGAAAGGAAAUCGAGCGCCUGCGAGCCGAGAGCGAGAAGAAGAUGAAGGAAGCCAACGAGUCGCGGAUCCGUCUGAAGCGGGAGUUGGAGCAGGCACGGCAGCUAAGAGUGUGUGACAAAGGCUGCGAGGCCGGGAGGCUCCGCGCCAAGUACUCUGCACAGAUCGAGGACCUCCAGAUGAAGCUGCAGCACGCCGAGGCCGACCGCGAGCAGCUCCGAGCCGACCUGCUGCUGGAGCGGGAGGCCCGGGAGCACCUGGAGAGGGUGGUGAAGGAGCUGCAGCAGCAACUCUGGCCCAGCGACAAGGAGGGGGCACCUCAGGACACACUCGCUGAAAACUAACCCAGCAGCCAACCCCCCCCAUCCCCCAAUCGCCCGCCAUGAUCCCCAUCUUCUGCCCCCCACCACUCACAAAUGAAAGACUCUCCGAGCAGACACAGAGAGAAGAAACACCCAUGAAAAAUCAAGUGAGUGCUUUCAUGGAGAAAGACUGGAAACACUGCAACAUGGAAACAGGUGUUACUAAAUCAAACACUGACUUCCAAACUCACAGAACUAAAAACCAGGAUCACAAGAAUAAAAAGCAGAUUUGAGGGGAGAUCCAGGGACAGGCGUCUGUGGUGCUAGUGCUGAGAGACGAUCAUGUUAUAUUAGAGUAAUGCAGCUGUGGAGAGGAGGGGGUCACACUUAACAGACCGGAAUAAUCUCCUCCAAACGUCCCCUCGCCAUGACGAAGAUGGAGGGCAUUCUGAGCUAUUUAAGAGACUACAUAGCGAAAUGUAAAGAAAACAUGAGACGGUUUCUGUUUUUCUCUGUGCUAUUGAAGUUUAAAAAUAUAAAAAGGAUACAAAUAAAUCAGAAUAUGAACAUAACAAGCAAAUGAACUUCCCACAGUGCCACCGGGGUUUUGUCGGUUUUUCAGGAAGCCAUCGCAGUCCACUGAGGGGAAAAGCAUCCAGUUCAAAGUUCUUUUCCUCCCAUUGUUGCUUUAUAAAAUCAUGUAUUUCUAAUUUCUCCAAGUGGUGAGUGGGCUUGCAUUUGGGUAGAUCCUCCUCUCUGUGGAUCACACCCUGGAUUGGGAGUUGGGAAUAAAAACAUGCCGGGUUAAAGGCACCUUUUAGUGAGCACUUUCUGGAUGGUCAAUACCAACAUCCAACAUCUCAGUGUUGCUGCCAAUAAGCCACACUCUGUCGCCUUCUGUUAUUUUAACAAAACCCUGAAGUGUGUAUCUUGUAAAGAUAAAUCCUUCAGAUGUGAGUGUGGUUUUAUUGUCUUCUUACACUCGAGCGAUGAGAGCCGGUAUGUUUUUACUCCAAAUGACAUCAGAAGCAUCACCUAUGACAUCAUGGUGGGCUGGAUAUGGUGACAAGAACCACAAAAUGUUCAUUUUAAUUAAAUUAAGGUAUGUAAAUAUAAAUGUAUGUUUUUGUUUUUUUUGACUUUACAAUAAUGAAUCGCACUUUGUCAUAACAAAAUACUGUUAUAAUGCAUUGUACUCCCACUAUUGUCUUCAAUCUUACUUUGAAAAACACCAUCGUAUACAUGACUGCUACCAUAUAAAUCCAGUAAGCAUUAUGUUGAUUAUAUGCAUCUCCAAUAAAUACUGUUGUUCUGUUUUCUAAAGGCAAAGUCUUGUAAAUAAAUGGAAAGAAAGAACCUCUUGCUUGCUGAUGCAGUCUGGGAUUGUUGGACAAUUUUGGGCUAAGCACUCUCCCGCUUUUGUAAAAUAAUUGACACAAAUAUCGCACCCGGUUACAACUCCGACAAACAUCAUUAACAGCAUGUGAGGUGAUUGUUAUUGGAGCCUGAACUAAAUUCUCAUGUUGGAGGAAUAAAAUGUAAUUUUAUUCAAAAGGCAGCAUCCGUCACACAGUGGGUACAAUGCAAUCAGAAUGUACAUUGUGUUAAUGCUAUUUUUCCUUUGGUUGUUGUUGUGGAGAUAUUUUAUUAUUGCUUGUCUGUUAUGUUCACUUUCUUCAAUUGAAAACUCAUAUUUUCUUUAUGCAUGAAAUUUGAGUUUGCCAUACAUAUAGUCAGUUAUUGGGCAUUGAUACUGUACAUGUAAAGGUUUUAUUGUGUUAUGCAAUAUAAAGCAAAUUGUCUUAUUUAGAAGAGGAAAAAGUAAUACAAAAACAACACAGUAUAUUGUUCUUAAGGAACAAAACUCCACUCUUGCAAAAAAAAACUAAAGACAAGAAAAAAAAAUGCAAUGCUGGACAACCUCAAGUGCCUGGACGCGGGCGGGCGAAGGGUUUCCAGAGAAGGAACACUGAUGAUGACGCUGCUGGGGGCGUGGCCUCUCAUCACCUUCCUGUUUGCAGGUUUCAAAUCAAAAGCCCCUCCCUCGUUCAGCAGUUCUUCUUAACAGUAUUCUUAAGACCAACCAGUUUACAAACUUUGUUCCUUUUUCAGUGCUGAGAGUAAUUGAACAAACGCUAGACGCUUCAGGCUUUUUUUCUGAAUGAGUGCUUUUUCCUUCUUUUGAAAUCAAUGAUAUGCAUGUUCAAACCAUUUUUAUAGAAGAUCUUGAAAAGCCACUUGCUUCGAUGAAAUGUUACUUUGGGUUGUAUAUACAGACUGUUUAUUCCCAGCUUGUUGAGGAUAACACAGAGGGCAUUAUGUUAGAAGCCCUUUUCUUAUCUAACAUUACUGAUGUUGCUCAGAGAACAUCGCGGCGUCUGCUACUUUGGCAGACCUCAAAUUGGUACAUUUUGUAGUUGUUUUUACACUCAAAGAGUUGAUAGCCUAUGCGUAGUUUACUUUACUCAUGGUUUUCUACAAAAGAAGGGAGAAAAUAACGACAUUGGCUCUUCACUUUCCCGCGCAAAAAGAAAAAGCCGUUCAACAGCGUAUUGUUUUCUAAAGGAGAAUCAUUUUGCUAAAUAAUGGACAGUAACGCAGCAAUAACAGUCCAUAUUAAUAGACAAAUACUAGCCAGUGUGAGGAUUUGAAUAAGAAUUUACAAAUGUAAAUAUUUUUUUCAUUUACGAUAUUGUAUAAUAUAUGUACAUGGUGUUUCCUUUUUCAAAAAGAAAUCUUUUCUUACAAUAGCUGUCUUUUUUUUAAAUUUGUGUUUUAACUGAAAUGUUUAAAAAAGGCAGUGCGUAAGAGAAUAUUCCCUACAUAAACAUUUAAUCCAUAUCUUCUCAUUUUUUUUUACUGUAGAGUCUUUAUAUUGAAUGACUUUUUUCACCAGUUCAUAUAUAUUUUUAACAGUAUGUUCAGUAUCAGAUAGUAGACCUAGCGUAUGGGUGACACACACAUACACACACACACACACAUGCACAUAACUACGCCACCUUGCAGAUUGUUUCCCCUCAUCCUCAUGUAUCCUUUUAGCCCUGUGCUGCUGCUAAUUCUAUAUAAACCUUACAAUUCUAGAAAUAUUUUUAUGUAAGAGGUAAAUGUAAGCUUUCCCAUCAUUAAUGCCACAUAUACAGUGUGAAAAAAGCUUGGCUUAUUCAUCUAUCUUCCUUGUUUCCCUAAUUUUUUCACGCCUUUUUCCUCAUUCCUCCUCCAACGACCCUUCCCUUCUCUCACGACACGGACUAUAUUGUAAAGUAAAGGACUUUAUGAGAUUAUGUUUGAAAAUAGCUAUGCUUAUAUACUACAGUGACUGAAUGUACAGUGUAUAGAUGCAUUACCAGAAAUAAAGUUGUUUGUCCAGAU